AGGGUGUCCGGUAAAGUAACAAAAUACCCCGCUUUUGAUUCAAAAACAGGUAAUAAUGCAAAAAAGUCAAGAAAAAAAUGCUAUAAAAUCCCAACCCUGAUUAUUACCUAUGUGCGUAAUACUUUACCGAUUUUUUUUAUUCCCGUUAAAUACUUUCCCGAUUUAUUCGUUUCUCCGUAAUAAUAAUUGUUCGCGUGUAAUUGUUCUCGUGUAAAUGUUUAAUGUUUUAAAUCGUAGGUCGUACGGCGUACGUGGUGGAGGUAGAACGAACAGAAUCAUACUGUUGGGGACCAUUUGGUAAUUUGUAACUAUGAACCAGUGGAACGAACAAAAGUAUUCGUUACUUAUCCGAGACCGUGAUAACAAGAGUUCCGCUUAUCACUAGUCGGUUGUCUUCGAAAGAAAACAUAAUAUUUUGUUUUCGUAGUUUUCGUGAGUCGUGACAGAAUAUUAUUAUUUUUUAAAAUUUUUAACCAUAAUAUUCUUUAGUUACUAUUUUAACCGUAAUAUUAUAAUAUAUGUAUUAUACUUGAAGCAUACUAUACCUUUAAAAAUACGACACGCGACACCUAACCACCUAACUAUUCUGUGGAUUAACUACCACGAGAAAACUUACACCUCAAAACACAGUCAUCGGUCUGUAGGAGACCGGAAUACAGGUGUCGUAUACGUUCCGAGACCGAUUGAUCGAGGCUACCCAUAUCUGCUGAUCGAGUUCACUUUUCUAAGUUCAAACUGUAUACAAUACAGAUAACUCUCUACUGAUAAGGCUAACUUCAAUAUCCGACUUUCAAAUUGGUCCUGGUGGUUGCACUUCUAUAUUAAUUAUUUUAACUUUAUUUUUGAUGAUAAAAAUUAUAUAAGACUACGUUUAAAAAUGCAUAAGUGUAUAGUGUGCGGUAAUAGAUCUCAUAACACCAAUGUCAAUCGUGAAGGUGUUAGAUAUCAUGGAUUUCCCAAGAAUGAAAACAUGAGAAGAGAAUGGUUUAAAGUUUUAGGAAUUGAUCGUUGUCAUGACUGGCAACGUAUAUGUAGUGAUCACUUUUUGGAAGAGAACUAUAAGCCAGGAAAAAAGCGAUUUUUAUUUUCAAAUGCUAUUCCCCAACCUUAUGAUCGAAAUGGUUUUCCUUCUAAUUAUGCUACUCAAAGUUAUGAUGUUAAGACUGGAAAUAAUGUAAUUUUACCAAUGGAAACAAUUAUUAUAAGAGAGGAAAAUAUUGAAAAUGCUGUUGUAAAUAAUUUUAAAUCACCAAGGCAGUUAUCUAGACUUGCUGGAAACAAUGAGGAUAUGCCGGACCACACUUUAGGAUCUGGAUUACGAUGUUCCGUUAAAAACUGCUUUAACAGGCAUUCAGUGAAUCUUAGUCUCUUUGGCUAUCCUAAGGAUUACACGCUGAGAAAAAAGUGGAUAGAAAAAUGUGGAAUAAAAAAAGAUCCUACUAAAAUAGUAAUAAGUGCUAUGAGAGUUUGUAGUACUCAUUUUGAACUAGACUGUUUCACAAAUACCGCAUUAAAGAACAGAUUAAAACCAGGCGCUGUUCCAUCAUUAUUUUUAGUUAAUGCACCUGAUGCUUUGCCAGUGUCGAUUAAUGAGGUGCCUGUACUGAGUACAUGUGAAGAUCAAUUCAUAAAUCCAAUAGAUAAUGAAGCUGCUGAACAGUCAUCAGAAGAAGAAACAAACAAUGAAAUAGAUAAUACAGAUAAUACUUCCAUGAUAAUUGACCUUACAACUGAUGAUUCAUCUAAUAGUUCGUUGUCCAUUACUUUGGAACCAAUUGAGAAAACAACCUCACAAUGUAUUAUAAUGGAUGUUUGCAAUACUGAAGAUUUUACAAGGGAUAAAUACGGGCUUAUUUUUGAAAUAUCUAAGGAAGUUAUACUUCCUAGUUUAUAUUGGAAGAGUGAACAUCUUAAUGCACAAAAUGCAACAGGUUUUUAUCAACGAGACGCUAAUGAUGUAACUGUGAAGAAAGUUAUUUUUUAUAAUAGCCUUGUGCCAACCAUACAAAUAUAUGGCAAGAAACAUAAAUAUAAUAGGUCCAUAACAACAAAAGCAGAGUUAAACAAUCUUUUGAAGAAUAUAGAUAGUAUCAAAAAAUGCUAUGGUAGGGGUGGAUUUGUAUUUGAACAAUGUAUAGGGUAUUUUAAAAAUACCUUAGAUAAUAUGUGUUCUGGCUGUCAAGGGUUGGUAAAAGAUGAAGAUUUACAAAGAAUGAAAGCAAAAAUUGAAGUCAAAAACAAAGCUAUGGAAAGUUUUAAAAAGAGAAUUGCUGAAAUGAAAGAAACUGUUUUAGAACUAAGAAAAACGAUGUCAGAAAUUUAAAAAAAUCGACAACAUAGACUCGCUUUAACUAUCCGGAAUUUCAAAUAUACGCAAGAAAAUGAACUUUGAUUGGAAAAUAAUAUAUAUUUAAUGUACUUGUAAUUUCAUAAUUAUGAAGAAUGGAAAAAAAAUAGAUUUUGGUUUGUAAAAUCGGUAUCAUAUAAUUUAAAAAAAUUAUUGUAUUUUAUGCAUUAUAAAAAAUAAUAAUUAGUUAAUAAAUGUUAUUUUAUAUUCGUA
This is a messenger RNA of Acyrthosiphon pisum (pea aphid), 2560 nucleotides long. RefSeq lists its product as uncharacterized. Gene Ontology annotation, molecular function: sequence-specific DNA binding. Bases 878 to 2323 code for a protein of 481 amino acids. The transcript is spliced from 8 exons. The record is from RefSeq and is a predicted model, not a curated record. Lineage: Eukaryota; Metazoa; Arthropoda; Insecta; Hemiptera; Aphididae.